Colossoma macropomum (tambaqui) is the source of this 2712-nucleotide messenger RNA. It is a transcript of the gene ikbkg, whose product is annotated as inhibitor of nuclear factor kappa B kinase regulatory subunit gamma. NCBI's taxonomy places the organism in Eukaryota, Metazoa, Chordata, Actinopteri, Characiformes, Serrasalmidae. Gene Ontology annotation, cellular component: cytoplasm; nucleus; IkappaB kinase complex. The record is from RefSeq and is a predicted model, not a curated record. Gene Ontology annotation, molecular function: K63-linked polyubiquitin modification-dependent protein binding. The coding region runs from base 351 to 2171 and encodes 606 amino acids. Gene Ontology annotation, biological process: positive regulation of canonical NF-kappaB signal transduction. The transcript has 14 exons.
GGUAACACGGCGCCAGCUCCUGCGCGAUUGGCUCCGCAGCACGAAGCCGACUGUGUGAUGAAGUGCGGAAGAAAUAAGGGGGGGAAUUCCUGAGCAACCCUCAUCCUUGUGUAGAUGGGUUUGAGAGUUGUCAUUGCGGCUUAACGUACAGUUUAUCCUGAUUAUUUGUGCUGAACAUGGUGGAAGAGCUGGCGCCUGGUUGUUGACCGCUGGCAGCGGCUUGUUAGCGCUUCUCGGGCGCCUCAACAAGUCUUCCGGACUCGGCGGCGUUAAGUUGACGUUAGCUCUGCGCUAGCCAAGUCAGAAAGUGCUGUUGGAAACACGCGUCAGUGAGACAGUAAGAUAAGGACAUGGUUCAGCCUCAGCCUCACGGAGGCAGUACCUUACAGUGGGAGAUGACCGGAGAGGAAGCUGUAGGUGCUGGCAGCCAAGGGUCACUGAUGGCCAGUUCACAAGGAUCGCUGAGAGUACCACCUGAAUUAGCCGGAAACGAGGUGGUCCACAGACUUCUGGCAGAUAACCACCAGUUACGAGAGGCCCUGAAACGGAGCAAUGAUGCCCUAAAGGACAGGUGUGAGGAGAUGGAAGGAUGGCAGCGAAGAUCUAGGGAGGAGAGGGAAUUUCUAAGCUGUAGGUUUCGUGAGGCCCGGGCUUUAGUGGAGCGACUGGCUCAGGAGAAUCAGAGUUUGCUGGGCAAGCUCAACCACAGUGCCAACCACUCAGCAACUCAAAGCCCUGGCAACUUCUCUGAGACUGGAAGUCAAAACAAGAACUUGGAGAGCCCAAAUGUGGAGAGUAAUGGCCUGGUUGACUCUCCUGAAGCUUUAGAAGAAGCUAACCAGAAGCAUGGUGUGGAGGAAGACACUGAUAGACAGGCAAUGCAUCGAAGCUUGGUAUCUAGUGAGAAUAGCCCCGUCAGUAGUUUCCCUCCCAGUUUGUGUGACAGCCUGCCCUGCGCUGAAGGGUUGUGCUGGGUGGAGGGAGAGGGCAGGGCCUGUCAGCCUAGUGAAGGUUCUAAUGAGUUCCUAAAACUGCUCAAAAGUCAUAAGGAGAAGUUGGAGGAAGGAAUGAGAGAGCUGAGGAAGAGGAAUGAAGAACUAGAAAAGGAGAAAAUGGAGAGUGAAAAGGAGAAGAAGAGCCUUCUGGCUACUGUGGAGCAGCUACGUGUCAAAAUGAGUCAGCUCAUGCAGAGUGGUGAUGUAACAGUGGAGACGGUUCCCAACACGAAUGCUGUAACAGUUUCCCCAGAAAGAUACAGAGAGCUUCAAGAAAAACUAAAUGUUCUAGAGCACAACUCGAUUCAGAGGGACAGAAUUGAGGCUGUACUCAAGCAGAAGGAGAAGGAUUGUGUUCAGCUGAAUAAGGACAUCGAUGCGCUGAGGGCUCAGGUCACAUCUCUUCUUGGUGAACUACAAGAGCGCCAGACCUGUCUUGAUAAGUGUGAAGACGAGAGAAGACGUUUAGAAGAAAAGCUGCGCAGUAAGACGGAGAGCCAGCAGAAUAUGGAGCGGGAUAUGGAGCAGCAGAAGAAGCAGCACUUCGUCACCAUGGACAAGCUUCUGCUGCAGACACAGAACUUGGAGGCGGCGCUGAAGAAUGAGCGGAACGUUAUCGUGGAGGAGAGGAGGAAGCUAGCCCAGCUUCAGCAUGCAUACACCUGUCUGUUCCAGGAUUAUGACAACAAGCUGAAAAUGGAAAAGCAAGCUAACCACAGGGGUGGUGAAACAGAGACUCUUACUAACAGACUGGAGGAUGCUGAAAAAGCUCUGGCCUUGAAACAGGCACACAUUGACAAACUCAAGGAGGAACUAGAGCAACAGAGGUCCUUACAGGAGACUGUACAAGUGCUUACAGCGCAGGCGGAUAUCUACAAGAUGGACUUCCAAGCUGAGAGAGAGGCACGAGAGAAGCUCAACCAAAAGAAAGAAGAGCUUCAGGAAAAGCUGAAUCGGGCAAUGGCUGAAAUCAAUCUACUCAAGCAGGAGAACAUGCAGCAGAGACACAAGGAUGACUACAGACCUCUUACCCACAUGGCACCUCCUGGGCCAGUGAUGCCUGCUCCAAACCGGAAUCCCCCUGAUGUGCAGCCAGAUUUCCGUUGCCCGAAGUGUCAGUACCGUGCUCCAGACAUGGAUACCUUGCAGAUUCACGUAAUGGACUGUAUCCAGUGAGAGUGGCUCAGGAAAGCAGUGUCAGGAGUGCAUUUAGGGGGUGGUAUGCAAUCACAACAACUGACUUGACUCAAACAAUCAAAAGAAAAACAAGUGAACUAACAACAAAAUGCAAACAAGAACAAGAGUGGGUGAAGAGAUCAAUGUGGCCUCCGAACUUUGCAGCGGUGGUCUUGACAAAGAAGACAGAUAUCAUAUUGGAUGGACAUUUUAAUUUUUUGGGAAAUAGAACUAUUCAGUGUUCAGUUUAACAUAUAUUAGUUUCAUGUUAGAAAAGAUGAUCUUUACUGCCUCUCUGUGACAGCAUAAAGUACUGCACAUGUGAAUGUGUGUUUCUGCUGUACAGCAUACGUCUAUCAGUGACAAUGUUCCCUUUAUAAAUGUGGUAUUUGUCUCUGGAUGUAUGGGUUCUUUUAGGAUUCAUGCUUGUCCGUGUUAAUAUUGUCUAUUAUCUUGCCUGAAUGUGUUGACAAAAGAAGCUUUGUACAGACUAUUGUUAUGGAGAGAUUUAAAGAAUUAAAGGAAAACAUGUAUAUCGAAA